AUGUUGCAAGACAUACAUGCGGAUAUCAAGGAGCACAUAAACAGAGUAGAAGAGAAAGUUGACAAAGAGAUAACAGAGAAAAAAGUGGAGGAGAUGGACUAUAGGCUGACAAGAUUUGAUAAAAAUCAGGAAGGAGCCAACGUAUUGUGGGAGAUGGAAAGAUCUGAAUUCUAUCUAAAACUCCAGAACAUAGAAGAGGAGAAAGGAGAGAAUUUAGCAGAGAAGAUCGCAGAAAUUCUCUCAGUGGCUACAAAAAUGAGUAAGGAAUAUAUUCUAGGCAGAAUGGAUGAGACUUUUAGAGCUCCUUUUCGUCUGCGUUGGCCUCCUGUAGCCCCCUGUCAGCAGGAGCUCUGUUUUGAUGGCAGAGGGUUGCAGGAGGCUGUUGCGACCAAAAAUGGAACCUUGAUGAGUGACUUCGAGUUGGCUACGCUAAUCCUGGACAUGCCUAUCCCAGCCAUGCCCAUCUCGGCUAUGCCCAUCCCGGGCAUGAAUAUUGUUAUCCUGUCCUGUAACUCUGCAGCUAUUGAUUCUAUUGCAAUUGUCUUCCAGAAUUUGGAAUUGGCUUUAAGAGAAGCAAGGGGACAAGUGGAAGUCCUGCACAAUAGAUGUGAUGACCUGGCAUCUCAGCUGGUGAUUAAACAGACUGAAUUAACACAAAAGGAUUUGGAUGUGGCCAGAGCUAAGAAAGAAUUGCAGGAGCUGCAGAAUCUCUACAAACAAAACACGGAACAUGCAGCACAGCAGGCAGAGCUGAUCCAGCAGCUUCAGGCUCUCAAUACAGAUACGCAAAAAGUACUGAGAACUCAGGAGGAUGCUCACACAGCUGAAACGAUAUCAUACCAAAAACUUUAUAAUGAAUUGACAAUAUGUUUUGAAAAACUCAAAGCAAGUGAAGUUCAGCUCCGGCAAAAUCAAGUUCCUCUCCAAGAUAAAUUAUUUGAAAAAGAACAACAUAUCAUUCAACUAGAAAAGCAACUUCAUGAGGCCUUCUGUUCUGCAUCUUCAUUAUCCUACCAGACUUAUCCAGAACCAAGAAAGGGGGAAUUCCAACAGUAUUCUUUAACAGAACUAAAAUACUUCGUAAUGUCUCAAAAGACUGAAAUACAGCAUUUGCAAAAAAAAUUGAAACGAACAAAUCGUUCACUGGCAAAUCAUAGUCUUUGCAGUAGAGAUUGCUUGGAUUGCAUCAGUACUAGGGCUGGGAAAAAAUACAAGAAACCACCUGUGAAACGUUCAAGGUCUCUGUCCCCAAAGAGCUUUUUGAAAGAGUCAGAAGAACUAAGGAAGCUCAAAAUAGCUGAAGGAAAGAUUGAAAACUUAGAAAAGGCACUACAACUAAAGAUUCAAGAAAAUGAUGAGCUGAGACAAGCCCAUGAAAAACGUAAGAAACGUCUGCAGAUGUUACAGAUCAAUUACAGCACAGUAAAAAAUCAAUUAAAGGAAUUGGACGAAGAUUAUGGCAAGCCUGGAAACAGUAAGAAUGGAAAAGAGC
Messenger RNA from Thamnophis sirtalis, 1492 nucleotides. The record is from RefSeq and is a predicted model, not a curated record. NCBI's taxonomy places the organism in Eukaryota, Metazoa, Chordata, Lepidosauria, Squamata, Natricidae.